AUGAGUGUAGAAGAAUUGAAGAACCAGGGGAAUGAGGCAUUCAAGGCUGGAAAUUACCAAGAGUCCGUCAGGAUAUAUAACAAUGCCAUCCUGCUGGACCCAGAAAACGCCGUGCUCUACUCUAACAAGGCAAUGGCUUAUAUCAAAUUAAAAGACUGGCACGGCACUUUGGCUACUUGUAAUCAGGCACUCUCUUCCACCAAACCCGACGACAAGACCAAGAUCAAGCUUUUGUGGAGAAGGUCAAUAGCACUGCAAGAACUAGACAUGCUCUCAGAAGCCAAAGACUCUUUACAAAAAGCUCUUCAGCUUGAUCCAAGUAAUCAAACACUGAAGCAGGAUUUUGAAAGCCUGGAAAUUAAAAUCAAGGAGCUAGAUGCAGAAUUAAUAGAGAUUCCAAUACAAAUCGCAGACACGCUUCCCCCAAAGUACCUACCAAAAAAGAAAGCAUUCAAAUUGGAAGACUCUGAUAUCCCGCCAGUGCCGAAACCGGAACGGUUUCCUCGCUCUCCUACUGCAUUAUUCCUUUCUGAGCUUUCAAAAAAACCGUCCAGCGAGAAGGAACAAUAUUAUGCAUACGUGCUUCAGAUGGACAGCUCGGUCUAUGCGGGCUUGUUUGAGACAUCAGGACUGGACUCAAGUUUCCUGGAGUUUUACGUGGAAGCUGCAACGAAUUACCUCGCAUCACCAGACACUCGAUUCCUAGACAAUAUCAUUACACAUCUAAAGGCCUUUGUAAAAACGCCCAGGUUCUCAAUUGCGUCAAUGUUCAUUUCUACACCACAGGUCGACAAGCUGUUUGACAUGCUCAAGGCAAAAACGUCUCAAGAUUUAAGAUCAAUUUGGACCUAG
Messenger RNA from Ogataea angusta, 852 nucleotides. RefSeq lists its product as uncharacterized. Lineage: Eukaryota; Fungi; Ascomycota; Pichiomycetes; Pichiales; Pichiaceae. Gene Ontology annotation, molecular function: protein binding. The coding region runs from base 1 to 852 and encodes 283 amino acids. The record is from RefSeq and is a predicted model, not a curated record. The transcript has a single exon.